UCUAUCUAUCCCUCUGGCUCAUAUUAAUUCAAAGUUCAAACCGCACCAAGACACAAGGAAGAUAUCUCUCAUGCAAGUAUCUUGGGUGAGGAAUUGAAAUGGGGUUGAUAGUCAUCACAAUGCUGUGUUUUGUCCUUCUCACUUUGACAACCGCUUGUGCUUCCCUCCAAGCCCAGCUGCACUCACUUCAUCCACAAGACCAGGAUCCCGGCCUUCUUCUUACCAAACUGCCAAGGAAGCUGAGGUUGCUUGAGGAGCCCAUGGUUCAAAGAAGGUAUAUGGUCGAAGACUUCAUAGCAGACUACAAACAAAAGGGAGCUCUGCUUUCAGGUAAGAUAAACACGGUAGGCGUGAGAGUGAGAGAUGGAAGACAAGGGACGAGGCAGAAAUGGGUGGAAGGAGCAGAAGCGUGGCAAUUUUUUACAAUGGACUACGCCAGAGUGAGAAGACGGAGGCCCAUACACAACAAGGCCGUACCAGUUGGGCUUAGACCAUGAAUCAAGGGUCUGUGCUGUGGUUCCCAAGAACAUACGUAUAUAUAUAUAUAUCGAUCAAAGUGUAGAAGAUGAGAUGGGGUUCAUUGUUAUAUAUUUAUUAUAUAUUAAUUGAGAGUGUAGUUAGGGAAAUGAGGAGGGUGUCGUCCUGAAACCGUGUUGUGGCCGACAAUAGGGACCAAAACCCUAUAAACAGUUGUUGCAAGUUGCAACCAAGGUUUGCUUCUUGGGACGAUCCUGCUCAUGCAAUUUUGAGUUUGUAUCAGCUCUCUCCUUUUUGUGGUUUCUAAGUUUAAUUUUUGAAAGUAUCAAAGGGGCUCUCA
Nelumbo nucifera (sacred lotus) is the source of this 817-nucleotide messenger RNA. RefSeq lists its product as uncharacterized. Lineage: Eukaryota; Viridiplantae; Streptophyta; Magnoliopsida; Proteales; Nelumbonaceae. The record is from RefSeq and is a predicted model, not a curated record.